Messenger RNA from Juglans microcarpa x Juglans regia, 3665 nucleotides. Its product is annotated as DNA ligase 4. Gene Ontology annotation, cellular component: DNA ligase IV complex. The record is from RefSeq and is a predicted model, not a curated record. Gene Ontology annotation, molecular function: DNA ligase (ATP) activity; DNA binding; ATP binding. Bases 121 to 3654 code for a protein of 1177 amino acids. The transcript has 28 exons. NCBI's taxonomy places the organism in Eukaryota, Viridiplantae, Streptophyta, Magnoliopsida, Fagales, Juglandaceae. Gene Ontology annotation, biological process: DNA recombination; nucleotide-excision repair, DNA gap filling; double-strand break repair via nonhomologous end joining.
CCUUCCGCUUGAAGUUGAAUCGCAUCAAAGUCGCACUUUUAUGUGUUUGACUCUCACUUCAAAGGAGACAGACAGCACUGCACUCACGAGCCGGAGAGUUCCGAAGAUCCUUCUGGUGGAAUGACAGACCGGACAGGGACCAACACCAAGUUCAGCGUGCUCUGCAGUCUCUUCACUUGGAUGCAGCGGAGCAAGUCGUCCGCCAAGAAGCGUUCCAAGUUCCGCAAGUUCCUCGACGCCUUCUGCGAUCCUGGCAACUACUUCUGUCCCAUCCGCCUGAUCCUUCCAAACCUCGACCGAGAGCGCGGCAACUAUGGUCUUAAGGAGUCCGUCCUCGCCACCUGCCUCAUCGACGCCCUCGGCAUGUCCCGCGACUCCCACGAUGCCCUCCGCCUCUUCAAUUGGCGCAAAGGCGGUGCCCGCUCCGGCUCCAAUGCCGGCAACUUCUCCCUCGUCGCAGCUGAGGUAUUGCAGCGAAGGCAAGGGAUGGCUUCCGGUGGACUAACAAUCCAGGACGUGAACGAUUUGCUUGAUCGCUUGGCUUCUUCUGAAAAUAGGGCUGAGAAGACAUCGGUUCUUUCUACUCUGAUAAACAAGACAAAUGCUCAGGAAAUGAAGUGGAUUAUCAUGAUUAUUCUUAAAGAUUUGAAGCUGGGGGUUAGUGAAAAGAGCAUUUUUCAUGAGUUCCAUCCUGAUGCUGAAGACUUGUUUAAUGUGACAUGUGACCUAAAAUUGGUUUGUGAAAGGCUAAGGAGUCGAAGACAAAGGCAUAAACGCCAGGAUAUUGAAGUUGGAAAAGCUGUGCGCCCACAACUAGCUAUGAGAGUUGCUGAUGCUACAGCUGCAUGGAAAAAGCUUAAUGGGAAGGAAGUGGUUGCUGAAUGCAAAUUUGAUGGUGAUCGCAUUCAAAUUCAUAAGAAUGGAACUGAGAUACACUUCUUCUCAAGGAACUUUCUUGAUCACUCUGAAUACGUGCAUGGGAUGUUGGAUGUUAUUAUACAAAAUGUUCUGGUCGAUAGAUGUAUACUUGAUGGUGAAAUGUUGGUCUGGGACACAUCUUUGAAUCGUUUUGCUGAGUUUGGUUCAAAUCAGGAAAUAGCCAAGGCCGCGAAGGAUGGACUGGACAGUGAUAGACAGUUGUGCUAUGUUGCAUUUGACAUUCUUUAUGUUGGGGAUACCAGUGUAAUUCACCAAAGCUUGAAGGAACGGCACGAGCUCCUGCAGAAAGUUGUGAAGCCUCUGAAGGGUCGUUUGGAAAUCUUAGUACCUAAUGUUGGACUUGGUCUUAAUAUUCUCCGCCCUUCUGGGGAACCUUGUUGGUCACUUAUUGCUCAUAAUGUGGAUGAUGUUGAGAGGUUCUUCAAAGAAACCAUUGAGAAUAGAGAUGAAGGGAUUGUGUUAAAGGACCUUGGUUCCAAAUGGGAACCUAGUGAUCGGAGUGGAAAGUGGUUGAAAUUGAAGCCUGACUAUAUUCGUGCUGGCUCUGAUCUGGAUGUUCUUAUUAUAGGAGGAUACUAUGGCUCUGGACGUCAUGGUGGGGAGGUAGCUCAAUUCUUGGUGGGCCUUGCAGAGCGUCCUGCACCAAAUACAUACCCUAGGCGAUUUAUUUCUUUCUGUAGAGUGGGUACUGGACUUUCUGAUGAGGAGCUGGAUGCUGUUGCAACCAAAUUGAAGCCUCAUUUUAGGAAAUAUGAAUACCCAAGGAAUGGGCCACCAACUUUUUAUCAAGUAACGAAUAACUCAAAAGAAAGACCGGAUGUGUGGAUUGACAGCCCUGAGAAAUCAAUAAUUCUUUCCAUUACUAGUGAUAUCCGAACUAUAAGGUCUGAGGUAUUUGCUGCACCAUAUAGCCUGAGAUUUCCACGUAUUGACCGAGUCAGAUAUGACAAACCUUGGCACGAAUGCCUCGAUUUGCAAUCUUUUGUAGAACUCGUACAUUCAAGCAAUGGUACUACACAAAUGGGGACAAAUUAUGGUGGCCUCCAGGAAAGCAAACCAAAACGCUUGAAAUCCUCUAAGGGAGCGAAAAAGAAUGUCUCUGUUGUACCUUCUCAUUUGCUAAAGACUGAUGUUUCUGACAUUAAAGGGGGCUCCUCAAUAUUUUCGAAUAUGAUGUUUUACUUUGUUAAUGUUCCAUCAACCGUCUCUCUUGAUUCUUUGCACAAAAUGGUUGCUGAGAAUGGAGGGACUUUCUCGAUGAAUUUGAAUAAAUCAGUUACCCAUUGUGUUGCAGCUGAUAGCAAGGGGAUUAAGUAUCAGGCAGCAAAACUUCGUGGUGAUAUUAUUCAUUGUUCUUGGGUAUUGGAUUGCUGCUCAGAAAAGAAGCUUCUCCAUUUACAGCCAAAGUACUUCCUUUUCCUUUCUGAAUCAUCAAAGAAGAAGUUACAAGAAGACAUUGAUGAAUUUUCUGACUCAUACUAUCAGGAUCUUGAUCUUCUGGACAUCAAACAGCUAUUAAGUAAUGUGAACAGAUCUGAGGAUAUGAAAACUAUCGACUACUAUAAGAAGAAGUACUGUCCAAAGAAGAAAUGGUCUCUCUUUCAUGGCUGCUGUGUUUACUUCCACUCUUCAAUAUCAUCCUUGAAUCCAGAUUGGGAAGUUCUGUGGAGACUUGCAUUAAGGAGGUUGAAGCUUGAGGUUUCCAUGGCUGGUGGAAAAGUCAGCAGCAGUCUUGCUCUUGCUACCCAUUUGGUAGUCUUUUCUGUACCAGGUCUUGAUGUGGACUUUGGAACCAUAUCAAAAGGUUUAUCUCUGUCGGAGAAGCAUCUAUUAUGGAACAAGGUGUUGCAUGUUGUGAAAUCUCAAUGGUUGGAAGACUGCUUGGAGAGGGACCAAAGAUUGCCAGAAGAAACAUAUAGCUUGAAGGUGAUUGGGGUGCACAAUUCAAACACUGUAGAGUGCAAACAUGAUAAACAUGACCUGGAUUUAGGAGCUCUUUCUGGAUCGGAUAAUGAAGAAAAACAGAAUAUGCACUCUUCUCCUGAUGCAAGGAAACAGGGAAGAGAGGAAGCUCCUUUAGCGAAACCUAAAAUUUUGGCCUCAUACGAGGGGGUGGGGAAAAGGAAACGAGGAAGACCUGCUGGUACAAGCAGGAAAUUUAAAGGAAAAACAACCAUGGUUCAAGCUCGGAGAACACGGGCACGUAUUGGAAAGAGGCCUGCUAAAAUAUCUGAUAAUGAAUCAGACGAAAGUGGAUCUCAUGAUGAGAAGACGCACGGGAAAGAGAUCAAAAUGAUGGAAGGAAAUCAUGAAAUGAUGGAAGGAAAUCAUGAAAUGGCAGGCAAUGGAAGCUCAGAAAUCGAAGAGACUGAAAUGGUAGAAGCAUUUGAAUCAUCACCUAGGGGCAAGGUGGCUGAGCAAGAGGUUGAAAAGGAUGUUCCUGAAGUGGGAUUGACUACAACCCUAAGUAGCCAACACAGUGAGAGGCCCGAGAAGUUGGAAGUUAUGACUGAUCCGGUUCAAGCCAUGUUAUUGGACAUGAUUCAAAGUCUCGGAGUGACGGCAGUCAGGGCUAAAGAUACGAUUACUGUCACUGAUGGUGAGACACAGCCCUUGGAUCCCAAUGCAGAGCCUAAGAAGAAAAAGAAGUAUCUGAAAGAACUGGCAGUCUGUAUAUUGUACCUGAAGUUUUGCUGGAUACGGUAUAAGAAGUGAACGGAAUGGGG